Molecule: messenger RNA, 627 nt
Organism: Sparassis crispa
Lineage: Eukaryota; Fungi; Basidiomycota; Agaricomycetes; Polyporales; Sparassidaceae
Exons: 4
Coding region: 1-627 (208 amino acids)
Source: RefSeq, a predicted model, not a curated record
AUGUCUGCAAUCUCUGCGUAUGAUAUCGAAAGAUGCCUUGCGGCAUCGCGGGGCAGCAGCGAAUUCAAUGCAACUGGAAUGACCAAAGAGCGCAAUUUGCAGUCCGGCGACAUGGGGGUCCUCCACGACCUUCUCAGGCUUCCAGAGGAUGGCGAGGGGUCCGCUUCUCGUGAAGCCAACCACGACCGGCGUGUCGCGCCUGCAAUGGCGCUAUUUAAUUAUCAAGUCCGUGACUGGCAAGAUAUGUGGGACCAGUAUAUCGAUGAAUCUAAAUGUGAUACCUCAACUCCCGCGCCAGAGGAUACGACUUAUUUAGUGGUACACAGGGAGCCCGUCCGCCCCGAAUUCCGGCCCCAUGAGGGCUUCUUCAUUGGUGCAAGUUCCGACCUGGCCUUUGAGGUCCUUUGUAGCUAUAUGGAUUCGGACGAUUUUAUUAGAGCAGAUGUGCUGACAGAUGAGGCGGAGCCACCAUGGGAGACCGAAUCCGACCAGAUUACCUCCUCUCAAGGACAGACAAGCGCGCGCGGAGAGCGCGUCAGCCGCAUCGCCAAGAUGAAGGCGAGGCAAGUCAUCUCCGACUAUUGCGCAGAAACCAAGCGCACCCGCUCGGGCAAGGGGACGUUCUAG